This is a messenger RNA of Prunus persica (peach), 1709 nucleotides long. Its product is annotated as phosphoglycolate phosphatase 1B, chloroplastic. Bases 553 to 906 code for a protein of 117 amino acids. Lineage: Eukaryota; Viridiplantae; Streptophyta; Magnoliopsida; Rosales; Rosaceae. The transcript is spliced from 7 exons. The record is from RefSeq and is a predicted model, not a curated record.
AGGUUGUAAAAACUGAGCCUUUGCUUAUAUCAUGGUAAUGUUAAUUCUGCUCUGCUAUAAUUUUGAGAUUAUUUUGUCGGGAUAAUGUUAAUCGUUCUUGAUUUUGACAUUUGGGUUAAUUUGGCUAGUGUAACCAAGGAAGGAUUUGCGUAGGUGCUGGUAUUCUUAACAAAAAAGUAAUUUACAUGGGUUAUGAUUUAAUAAUAUCUGAUUGGUUUUUACUUAUUUUCUCUUGAUUUGUUAAAGUUAGAGUCUUUUGUUGGUUGAUAAUGUCAAUUCUGUUUAGAAGCAAUUUGGUAUUUAUUUAAUUGGUAGCUCGCCAUGGUUGAAUUAAUUGGUUUUUGUCACCUUUUUGACUCCUUUUAAAGGUUGUUCAUUGUUCCGUUGAACCCGUCAAUUUGGUAGGCUGUCUCUUGAAACACUUGGCUCUGGAAAAGUAGAUACUGAAAAUCUGAGCCAUAUUGCAUUAUGCGACGACUUCGACUUAUUGUUGAGUCUAAAGACGAGAAAAGUCUGUCAGUUGUAGAUACAUACUAAUUGAGCCUGUCGGGCAUGGUUUAUGUGAUUGGGGAGGAAGGUAUCUUGAAGGAGCUUGAGCUUGCUGGAUAUCAAUACCUUGGUGGACCAGAAGACGGUGGGAAGAAGAUAGAUCUGAAGCCUGGAUUUCUGAUGGAGCAUGAUGAGAAUGUUGGAUUUGACCGAAAUUUCAGCUACUACAAAAUUCAGUUUGGAUUGAAAAAGAGAUGCCACAUAACUGCCACAGUUCACUUUAUAUAUAUAUAUAUAUAUGUAUAUAUAUAUAUUUAUAUGGACUGUACUUGUGCUCAAAUUCAGGCUUAUAUGCAAACAUUGUGUUACAAAGUAUUAAAUGGAAGUCUUCUCUGGUGGCAGGUGAUGUUUAUGUGAUGGAAGGUAUGGGACACUCUAUACGUGAAAACCCUUGAUGUCUUUUUAUUGCAACAAAUCUUGAUGCUGUCACUCAUCUCACAGAUGCUCAGGAAUGGGCAGAAUCAGUUCUAGCAGAAAGUGUUCAAAAUCUGAAUGAGAAAAUCGAUCGUAUCGAAGAGUGUUGACAACAUGGCGCAGAAGAUCCAUCAUUUGCAGUCUGUUUUGUUCACUCUUAAGAUUUGUUUCCCGUUUCAGCUUCAAGUCUUCAGAUUUCAAGUAUUUCUAAAUUGAAAGCAAAUAAAUAAUAUUUGCUUGCAUUUGAAUGUCACAGGGAGACUCAUUGGCUACUGAUGAGAGGCUUAACGCCCUAGAAGAAGAGGUUCAUAUCUUUUUCCAAUUUCUUUUUGCAAUUUCAAUUCAAUGAAAAAGUAGCAGAAAGAGUUUGUUGGAUUUGAGAAUUAGGCUUUGCAAUGCUUUUUAGGUACAACUUCGACCUCCAUGUUUUAGAGUCUAAAGCACAAGAUGCUGAGGAUAGACUCGAAAUGGUUGCCUCUCAGGCUCAAAAGGUCAUGCACUGAUGUACUCAAUCCAUCUAUGGUCUAUGGCUAUGAGUGUGUGAUGUUGUUAGUGUGGUGUUCAUUUUGCCAUUGGCUUCUUUCUCUUUGCUUUCAAAUGCCUGACAUUGUUACAGAACAAUGGAUUCAAAUUCAGCGGCUUGAGCAGGCUCUUCAUAUUACACAAGUUUUUUCUGCUUGAAACUGGCUUUAGGUUCUUCAUUUGCAAAAUUCAAAAGUUUUACUGAAAUGGGUUUUGCUGAUUCA